This is a messenger RNA of Megalops cyprinoides (Indo-Pacific tarpon), 10199 nucleotides long. It is a transcript of the gene clybl, whose product is annotated as citrate lyase beta like. Bases 8 to 1027 code for a protein of 339 amino acids. The transcript has 8 exons. The record is from RefSeq and is a predicted model, not a curated record. Gene Ontology annotation, molecular function: (S)-citramalyl-CoA lyase activity. Gene Ontology annotation, biological process: regulation of cobalamin catabolic process. Lineage: Eukaryota; Metazoa; Chordata; Actinopteri; Elopiformes; Megalopidae.
UGUAAAGAUGGCGAGUUGUGUCGGUGGUGUACUACGGCGAAUUGCUGUGCAGGGCGAGGCUCUGCGGCUGGCAUGUGUGGCAAGGCCGUGGCGUCAUGGCGGCUGCCGCUUCCAGCACACGCUGAGGUACGUGCCCCGGCGAGCCGUGCUCUACGUCCCCGGCAACGACGAGCGGAAGCUGCGCAAGCUGACCUCCCUGGACGUGGACUGCGCCGUGCUGGACUGUGAAGACGGAGUGGCUCUCAACAAGAAGGUGGAAGCCAGGGAGACCAUUCCAAAGAUGCUGGCAGAGUUGAACUUGGGUCGCACAGAGAAGUGUGUGCGGGUCAACUCUGUGUCCAGUGGCCUGGCGGACACUGACCUGGAGGUCAUCCUACAGUCUGCAGUGCUGCCCCCAGCCCUGAUGCUGCCCAAGGUGGAGGACAUCACGGAAGUGCAGUGGUUUGCCGACAGAUUUCAGCACCACCUGAAAGGAAGAACGCUACCGGAGCCAAUUCGCCUGGUCACCUUUGUGGAGACUGCCGUGGGUCUACUCAAUUUUAAGGCUGUCUGCGAGGAGGUCUGCCGCCUUGGACCGAAGGCUGGACUGCAUCACGACGGCGUGGUGUUCGGCUCCGACGACUUCUGUGCCAGCAUAGGUGCCACACGGACCAAGGAUGCUAGGGAGCUACUGUAUGCCCGGCAGAAGGUGGUGGUGACAACCAAGGCGUUUGGCCUGCAGGCUAUCGACCUUGUUUACAUCGACUACCAGGAUGGAGAAGGCCUCCGCAAGCAGGCGAGAGAGGGCGCGCUGAUGGGCUUUACUGGAAAACAAGUUAUUCACCCCAACCAAAUCAAGGCCGUCCAGGAAGAAUUCUCCCCCAGUCCAGAAAGGGUUAGAUGGGCACGGGAGCUUAUUGCUGCCUUUGAUGAACACCAGAAGCUAGGGAAGGGUGCUUUCACCUUUGGCGGCAGCAUGAUCGACAUGCCCUCGCUGAAGCAGGCCCAGAACAUCAUCACCCUGGCUGCAGCCGUCCCGGAACAGUGAGCUUCACCAGAGGAGGCCCCCUCCUCCAGCAGCUUAUCAAGCUGCAAGGCACCACUGUGCACUUCGCUUAAAGGAGCAAAGGUGUCUGUCUUACUGUGGUCGCUAAACAGGAUGAUUUGAUUUUGUUCCUACUGAAUAUGCCGAUUACUUACUUAUUUGUCAAACCUGCAAUUUAUGUGACAGCUAAGGAGGAGCCGGGGAGACCCGGAGCGUUUCAGGGGUUGAGGUUGGUGUGUCCUCCUUUCUAUAUGACGGGAGGAUUUCACUCCUCAGGGCGGUCCUGUUGUCAGUGCGCGGAGGUGAAGUGACUGUGAGUGUGGUUGUGGUGAGAGCCGUGGCAGUGCCAGGCUCUGCGUGUGUGUGUGUGUGUGUGUGUGUGUGUGUGUGUGUGUGUGUUUGUGUGUUUGUGUGUGUGUGUCCCCCCCCGCCUCUCUCAGGUCAGGGAGAGAUGGUCGCCAGUCGCUGGGGUUCAGGCUGCUCAGCGAAAGGGUAAACAAACAGAACAACCCGCUGUUGUUUCACCAUUCAGCCCCGCGCGUCGCCAACCAAAGAACGCGAGGGUUCUCCAAAGCGGCCCCCGGAUCAAAGUUUCUGCUUGCCAAAAGAACUUCAAUGCGUUUCCUUAAAUCAACAAUCUGAGGUCGAUUUUGUUUCAGUCCCUGGCUAAAUCACAGGCCUUUGUGUGUGGACUAUGAGACUCUGUUCUCGGCAAAGGAUGGAAUGAAUACUUUUAAACUGGGCAUCAGCCCUGAGCUGACCUGCACCACGGAGCGGCAACCGCGCUCACACACACACGCGGCGGGAGAGACUGUUUGGGCUGUUUUCUCUAUGUAAAUAUAAACCAAUUUCAAAGGAUUUGGCUUUGCUUGGUCCCGUCUAUGCCUUGUCGCCUUUGAAAUGUUCCAUCUAAAAAGCACCACAUCGCAUCUGCUGGUUUCAUUCUGCACAGAAAGCUAAAACAAAAGCAAUGAAUAUGAGCUAUGAAUAUUUUAGCAAUAUGUCCUUCAUGAUCAAAAUGGAUAAUGUGCUUUAAAUAAAACUUUUUUUAUACCCAUGACAAGUAACUUGAACCUGUCAGUCAAGUUAACCCGCAGCCACACAACUAUUAAGGCGGUUUUUGUACAAUGUCCUCAUUAUUUUGUAUUUUGUCCCACAAAAUGGAAGGCAGUUCUUUGUCUCUUUGUUGAUGGGUCCUGAGAAAUAUAUAAUGAUUGAGGGAGAUGUUGAAUGGUUAAUAAUGGAGUUGGUGACUAUGGUAAUGAAAGCCACUGUAUUAAGUUAGAUUUGAUGUUGCAUGAUCAAUUGUGUCUGUAUAAAGCGUUCAGGUCUGUGGUCUCUGCCAGGCAAACGCCAGACAGAAAGAUCGAACCCACCGCUGUGCCCAGCCAAAGGCCUAACAAUAAGGUGGCUCUUUGGCACUCAGCCACAUAUUUCUUUUUUUUCUUUUCUUGCCUUUUGCUCUCAUUUAUUUUUAAUUUUCUAAUGGCACAGGGUUUGUUGUGCCCAAUCUCGUCUUCCACCUGCUAUCAUGUCGUCCAGUUGUGGACACCAGGCUGGUCUUACCCAUCUGUUUUACCCACAAAGGAUGGGGGGGGACUAGAUCGUGAAUAUGUACGUGGUUUUUGGAGUGAGCUCACAGUACGUUAAGCACAGCGGCCAAGUCGGGCCCUGUGCGCGGAUGUGAAGCGCGGGCAGCAGUGGUACUUCAGUUCAGCCGCUCAUGUCGUAAUAAAGCAGGAAGGCGCUCGCAGUCAGUCCCUGUCACCCUUCGCUGUGAAUAACGCAGAACAGGUGUUUGUUCUGUAGACUAAGCACAUCUUAGAUAGCCGCGUUGCACACGGUCGUCAUUCUAUGGAUAACCAAUCUAUUCAGCAGUAUGCUCCCCUCUUUUAUCAUUUUCCAUAUUCACUCUGUUAUAGCCUAUCCUUAGAUCAAUAUUAUUUAAUUUAGUGGCCCUGUUUUGUCCCUUCUCUGAUUUCAUCAUUUAUUCGAUAUCACAAAGCAUAAUUCUUAAGGAGACUGAGAGAAGUAUAAUCUAUAUAACUGUUUUUGUUACGGAGUCAUAACGUUUCACAUUUGCAGUUUACAGUAUGUCGUUUUGUUUGACGUGAGAACAAACACUGAUAAUCUAGUUAAUAGCCAUUCCUGCUAAUGGGUGCAUAACACCUAUGUAUUAAAAAGGCAAAUGUGAAUUCAGUUGAUUCGACUGUCAUGUCUGUGCUGAAUAGACCAUUGGGAUGCAGCGCGUUGCGUCUAAUUCGGUGUAAUUUUACAUGACAUUUCUAUUACGUUUCCAUCUUGACAUAAUCGUCUCAGCCCACACGACAGAUUUAUUUAAAUACAUUUUACUAGUAAUCCCAGAGAGAGUAAAUUACAAUUAACACGAUUAUAACCUUACAAAAAACUUAACGGGAUUCAAUUAAGCGAGGAGCACCGUUUUCCUAGUCGCUGUGUCUCGAGAUGGUUUUAAUAAAUUAUCGGGUACAAUUCAGAAGAGAAAACGUGUAUGCAAAACACUGUCAGAGGAAAAUUAAAAUGAAACGUUUUGCAUAAUUUUUUCAUUAAUCUCAAUAGGACCCGUGUGGUAAAGAUGGUUUUAUUCCCCUAAUUUCCCGCCCGGGGGUUCUCCAAAUAAUGUCUUCAUUGUUUUACUAGUGUGCUAAUGACAAUAUGUGACAACCUCAGUUUAACAAAGGAUUAUUCCUAUGUAGUAAAAUGUAUCGCUUAAAUUAUAAACAAGGGAAAUUUGAACUCAUUGCGCUGUGGAAGCCGGAUAAAGGCCUAACUGUACUGAAAUUGAAGCAAGGCACAUUUGUAACACACUGUGAUAUCCAAUUCUAGACAAAUAUUUAGUUCCAUAUUAUCUUUUUUUCAUAGAACUAUACAAUGAUAUCGGCUACUAUGGAGGAAGAACAAUAGCGACCGUUAACUGCAUAACCGUGACUACAGUUUUGAGUAUUUUCACAACAGGAAAGAAUGCUCUAAUGUCACCGAACACAAAGUCCUAUAAAAGUUGAAUCAACGUUUCUAAACUCCGUCAUCAUAUAAUGGCAUUUCAUACGCUCUGGAAGAGCUCUGGAAAAAAAUUGGUCGUUCAUUUAACUUAUUUAGGUCGAAGACAUUCCGUGAUCCUGUGAAAGUAAUUUUCAUUCAUUUUAUUUGUUUGUUAUUGUUUAUUUACCAAUUAAAGGAUUCAGUCAAGAACCUUUCCUCAUCUACACCAAAACUAAUCUUGAUGAAGUAGCCAAAGUUGGCAAAAUUAUAUUAAUUACAUACAAACCGUUUUGUUUUAGUUUUUACGAGCGCCCGAAAAUAUUUAAUGGAAUGAAGAGGAUGUACAGCAUUCUUAACAACUGUUUGGACAAAUCUUAUUAUGAAAAGUUUCGAAUGUGUUUUCUUUUCAGCUUGAAAUUAAAGGAACCAUGAAACAUGGUGAGUUGUGUGAUACCUAGAAUAAUAUUGUGUAUAUUAUUUUUAUUGAAGUGAAUAUGAAUGCGAUACUGGCUGUUGAUAUGAUUUUCACACAAGUCUUUGUAUCCCGGACCCUUGCUUGUAUUUCUUCUACAAGCCACUGCUAUUUCUUUUCACUAUUCAUUUGUUCAGGAAUGUUAAGAUGAAAAGGCCCAAUUCGUAGAUGUUCGUUAAAAUAUAUAUUUUAUGGAAUGUGAAAUUCGUUUUCUGUCUUAUUCAAUGUAACUGCAUAUUUAAGCUUACAGGUUGUAUACGUGCAUUCAAGAAUAUAGUGUUUGGUGCACUGGUGUAUACGUUACAUACCACUGUUGAGCCGGCAAGCAGUGUUUUGCAUAUCCGUGGCAACCUCUUAGGUAUAAAGAUUUAGUAUAUUAGCUACGUGAAGAUUAAGUAUGUGAUAUAUUAAAAGGACAAAUCAUUUAUAAGGUUAAUAUUUCAGUGAGAGUUCAGAAACAUUUUAAAAACUCAGAAACGCGUCAACAAAAAUGCAUCCAAACUUCUGAAUGCAUUUUUAUGAAUUUUGAGACGGUAACAAUUACUUAAAUUGGCAUAACAAUUUAAUUCAAAACUAAAUAUGACGUUGUGGCUAACAAUGUGCCCUUGAAAUUCUGAGAAACCUUAUGUGUGCAGUACCUAAAGGGUUAACAGUUGGCCCAAAACUGGUGAAAGUUGUCGGACUGAGUGUCAUUUCCCUCGCUAGUAAAGUGAUCCUUGUGUUGGAUUGCUGUGUGUUUUUGGAGAAAGAUAAUUCCCCCUCAAUGCAGUUCGUCUUGUGAAGUGUCCCGGUCUGGGACGUUGCUUUUCUGCGCCCUGGAUAGUCUGAACUGACUCCCUCUCUUAAAUGGUGACAGAUCAAAGGCCGGGCCGUCUCCCCGCGGACCCCACUAAAACCCUGUCUCUUUGUCUGCUGUUGCUAGGAUUCUGGUAAACUAAGAGAGAGUGUUAGGGGCAUGCUAAUCAGAGUCGUUACAGUGUGACAAAGUCUCCGCAACUUUUCAAUUUUACUGUGUUUUCGACCCCGUGCACCUGCAGUUAUAUUGCUUGUCUGAUCUAAGAUCCUUUUAUAAACGCUUCAGGGGCGCUAACUUUUGUUUGCUUAGCAGCGCUAUUCUCUGGUGUCCAUCUCUUCUACUUUCACCUGUAAAGAUCCAGUGUUCACGUGUUAUGUGACAUUUCCAACAAAACUGCAACUUGUGAAAAUGCAUUUAAAUUGUGUUUUAUGAAUCAGAGUUACUCUCAAUGUGUUAUACAUUAGUAGCGCUGAAACGAACUGAUGCACACGUGCCAAGUUCGAUUGAAACUAUUAUUUUGCAAUGUGGUGCAAUCAAUUAUGCAAUUAAAUAUUGGUGAGAUAAUGUUGUUUUGAGACAGUUACUGUGUUUUUAUAAAUAUUCCGUUUUUAUGUUUUAGCAGGAUGUGUAUGUGUAAUACGAUUUUGUUGUGAAUGUUAAGAAAGUAGGUUAACAGGAAUAACGUCAUAAUUCUUAUGCUUAAAAAUCCUCAAUGACUAAAAGACACUGCCAAUUUGUAAUAAUCACAGCAGUCACAUAUUUUCAAAUACUUCCACCCAUGUGUCAUUUAAUUUGUGAUUACAGCAUUCAUUUGAGAGCAAAUCUGGUUUAUAAAUGGCACUUGAGGAAGGGCGUGCCCUUAAUUAGUGCCCCAAUUUAUCCAGAUUAUCCGCUGCGUGAUGCGUACAGUAUGUUUUAAUUUUAGUGUUUUCUAUCGCAGUAUGUUUUCAUUUAAAGUUUUCGCCUUCUGGCUCUGCUGUUUUAAGCGGAUGUUAACAUGCUAAAAAGGUAACAUUUUUAGAUUUCAGUUGUUAGGAAUGCUUAUCAUUUCAUUAAAAUGCUUUUUGUCUAGUUGUCUUAAGGUAGAAGGCACAUUACGCACGUACAUUCCUCCGAGUGAAAAUGACUUUAUUGUGCACGCCUUUUGAUGACGUCUAAUAGCUACUGAUCACCCGCAUAAUAUUGCUUUUCAAGCACGGUUUAUCUCGCUUUGAUGAUGCAUUUCUUGUCAUGGAAGGCAACACAAUUUAUUAAGUCAAAACUAUACUUUAUUAACGUAUUCUCGCUAAGUAAUUCGAACAUCCGGUAAUAGUAUUUUGAAUUAUUUCAUACACUUGUUGGGUUACUUGUUUUAUCCACGUUUACAGCAGCACAGAAGACUUGGUUUUCUCUGUAUUUUCUGCCCGUACGUACUUCUUUGUAAAACGUAAUCUUCAUAUCGUCUCUAAAUUUCGUAUGUAGAAAUAAACUGGGUCGUUCUAAUAAAAAGUGUGAUUUAGCUGGAGCCUUUUCUGAAUAUACAUGAUUACAUAUUUAAAGUGGCUUUCAUCCUAAACUCGCUUUCUGUAGAGCUGUAAAAAGCCGCAUAAUAGUGAUUUUAUGUGGUUCAAUCUUAAUCCACGUAAUUGCCCAUUAUCAAUAUUCACGUUAGAAACGAAUUAAAACAAUAGCAAUGUCUUUUGAUGCACGCGAUAAAAUAAAUGCAUUAUUGAAUAAGAGGCGGCUUGCUGGGCGAGUUGCCGAUUCCGCGCAGCUUCUGCCGUCUCUCCUACGGGCUUUCUAAUGAUCCCCGAACGGCGCAGGCGCCUUCAGUUCAAAAGUUUACCGGCGGAUGCUGUCAAAACCGAGAGAAAGGAGGACGGAGGCUUAUAAACCCCCCAUUUAUUGCUGUCAGGUUGUUAGAGAUGAUUACAGCGUUGCGCACCAUGAGCAAUGCGCUGGCCGCAUCCAGACAAAACAGGCCACUGGAAACGAUUUACACGACGCGAACAGACAGGCGUAGUAAAACGCGCACCUCAGGCAAAUAAUGAGCGAGAAGGUUCUGAUUCACGACCCAAUGAUGCAAUAGUUUGGUGCAUUUUCCUAAACGAUGACGCGAAUAGUUACAAAGUAGAGUUUUGUACUGCGCUGUGCUUCUCUUUGUGCUUGUGAUAUUGAGAUGGGGCUCACAAGUCUUAGCCGUGUGAAUGCAUAAUGCCCCCGUGGCCCGCAAAGAAGGGUCCGCCUGAUUGAUAACUCGCAUUAUGUUUCAUAGACCUCCAGGUUAAAUGCCAGCGCUUUGUUUGCGGGAUGAAUUCUUCACAGGCAUCAGUCUGUGUCCUGCUACAGUAACCUUUGUACACAGACGUUCCAGUGGGUUGGCCCUGUUCCCUUGGUCCUGUAAAGCCCCCCCUAGAUUUUCGCUCAUUUUAAGAUCACAUCAAAUUAUAUGGAGGGAUGACACUGUGAUUGUUUUAUAAUACAGAAAAAUUGACACACAUCAUUAAUCAUAUAUAAGGAAUUUUUGAACAAUGAUCAUAAGUUUGGUAACCAAACAUUACUGAGGCAGUGUGGAAGUGGACUUGUAACCUGGAGGCUGCAGGCUUGAAACCCUGGUGGGACAAUGCUUUUUUGACCUUCAGUAAUUGCUUCAGUAAUCAUCCAGCAUUCUGAAUGGAUAAUAUGUUAGACUGUAAGACUAACCUAGAUGAGGCUUUCUUCUAAGCAAAUAAUUAACAUGACGUGUAAGUUGUAGUACAUUGUAUCCAUUUAAUUCCCCUGGUUACGACAGUGAAAAAAAAAUAAACAUACCAGCUUCUACGUAUAUAAUUGCACUUUUCCACUCAUGUUUAGCAUAUUAUGCAUUAUUAGGUUGUCAUGUAAAAUUGCUCACAGUAUGGCACGAUUAGUGGAAGUGGUCAUGUGAUCAGAAGCAAUUACUUCAGGGUUUUUCAAUGCCAGAAGAAUGGAGUUAUCAAAGAACUUUACAAAGAAAGGAAUAAUUAUCAAAAUAAAUGUGCUUUUAAACUUAAUAUAAAAGGCGCCUAGAAAACAUAUUCUUUUAUAAUGUCUAUGAUGUUGCCAAAAUACAUAAAUAUUUUGUUGGGCACAAUUGUGAUCAGCAAGAUAAUGCAAGGAUUGUGUUAUAUAUUGUUUCUAACUAAAUAUUCAUCCUCUUUAGAUUUAAUUGAUUUAUUUUAUUUUGGUUAUGGAUAUUCUUCAUGAAGAUGAUCCCAAAAAAGCUGCAUGUGAUAUUAUCCCUCAUACAGAAACACGUUAUAUAGUCUGUGACUGUGACAGCGAUGGGUCUGAUUUGGAUUAUGCAAGGGACAAUGAUCAUUUGCCAGCCCGACUCCUAAACUCAAAUGCUGGAAUAUUUGGUAUGGAGCAUAUAAUACACAAGGAGCCCACCAUCUCAUUGGCAUUCACAUCACAGCUCGCUGAUGCUGCACCCAGUGGAAACAGACCAAAAACCAGAGGGUCAACUAGAAAAACAGCUGAAGAGCCCACCCUUUCAUUGUAACUACGCCACAGCUCACCGAACCCAGUGGGACAAAAACCUGAGAGUCCACCAGAAAAUCAAUUGCAGCUGAUCCCGAUCUUCCAGUUAGCACAUCACAACCAGCUCCACACAGCACCACACCACAACUAUACAGCCUAGAGGGCCACUGCGGAAAGGAUUGCGCCUUCAGUAAGUGAAGAAAAUCAGCACUUAGUAAUAUAGCUGGACAUGUGUUCUGUGAGCUAAGUGCACAGGGCUUAAAGGAGACCAACUCUGAUCCCAUGGAUGUCUUCUUGUUGCUCUGUCCCCAACACUGAGAGACAUUACAAUCAAGAUGUCAAAUAUCUACUCAACCCAGACCAAGGGCAAGCAGCUCAAUCUGAAGAUUGAUGAGCUCCCAACAAUCUGUGGUGAUCUUUUUACCUGAGGGUACAACACUAUUCAAUGAAGGAUGAAUGUUGUGGUCAUUAGAAAUUGAUGCUCUCUAUAUAUCAGCAUAUCUGAUACCAUGUGCAGAAACUGCUAUGACAAGGUAAAUGCCACCAGUCCAUCUAGCUGACCACCCUCAAGGCACUGGAGACCCAUUUAGCAAGGUCAGGUAAAUCUUCAUGGAACUGAACGCUUCCUUCAAAAUCUUGCCGUUUCAUGAGUGGCUAUCAUUUGAUGGAAGUAUAAUCCCAUAUUAUGGGCAUUAUGGAUUCAAACAGUUCAUCUGAGCUCAACCAAUUUGUUAUGGAUUUAAACUCUGGAGUCUUGCCUUUUCAACAGGGUGUCUGGACUAUGUGGAUCCAUAUGGUGGAGUCUGGCUAGGGAUCCAGUGUCAGUCUAAGUUUUUCUGAACAAGUGGCAGUACAUCAGACAUGCAAAUUCUUGCAUGACAACCCCUUUACCUCAUUGACACUUAUGAAAGAUGUGACAAGAUGUGGUUAUGGAAGCUCUGGGGCAGUGACAAAAAUCAUUUGUUUCACUUCCUUUUCAAACCUUUUAUGCAACGGAUGCACAGUGGUUCAGAGUUUGGAUCAAUGGUAGGAGGCCUAAAAUAGAGGACAUGGCUGAAAAUCCCUAAAAACAGCUGUGAUGGAUUAAGAAAAGUUUGACAUCACUUCACACUGGCCAAUCAACUUGCUGCGUAUGUAAUGAUUGCAGAGCCUGCUUAUGUGAGAAGUGUAAAAGGGUACUGAACAUUGAGUGCUUUUAAAGGUUUAGUGAGGAGUACAAUAUAAGAAUGUAAAAUGAGGGGCACCUGUCAUUGUUAACCUUCAUUAUGGUAAACUGACGGUUGAACAUCUCUUUGAAGAGGUUAAAAUGGACGGAGGAGUUGCUUUCAUUCAAAAUUGAAACCAUGAAUGUAGAAAGUUUUAUGUACUUUUCUGGUUGAUAUGUUCUCCAUGGCUGACUUUGUCAUGAGUUGAGAACAUGAAUGUAAAUG